AUGGAUAAAUUCUUAUUUACGUUUUUCGUUUCGCUAAGUUGCGUUUUAUUUGCUACUGGACAAGAAGUAGAUACGUACGAUUUCCUGAUGCCAAAUGUUUGGCCACACAGGGACGAACUCUAUUUAUGCACGCCGAUUAGGAUUUCACCCCAUAGCAAUUAUUACAUAGUGGGGUUCGAACCUAAUGCCACCAUGCACACUGCUCAUCACAUGCUGCUCUAUGGAUGUACUGACCCUGGAUCCAAUGAAUCCGUCUGGAGUUGCGGUGAAAUGCAGAGUAACGAAGUCGACGACAUAUACAACACUGCUAGUCCAUGUCGCUCCGGGUCUCAGAUAGUGUACGCAUGGGCUCGAGACGCACCAAGCCUUCAUUUGCCCAAAGACGUUGGUUUCCUCAUAGGCAAAGACUCCCCUAUCAAGUACUUGGUGUUACAAGUACAUUACAUGCACCGCUUUCCAGAGGACAAGACGGAUGAUUCCGGCGUUUUCCUUAAGUACACCAAGACACGCAUGCCCCGCCAAGCUGGAGUAAUUCUUUUAGGCACAAGUGGAGUGAUACCACCGCGCAGAAUCGAACAUAUGGAGACGGCGUGUGACAUCAACGAGGACAAAGUCAUUCAUCCCUUUGCCUUUAGGACACAUACACACGCUCUAGGCAAACUAGUAACUGGCUAUGUAGUCCGCCAAGAUCAAAGCGGUGAUGUCUGGACGCUAUUGGGCAAGAAGAAUCCUCAGCUACCUCAAAUGUUUUACCCCGUGCUCGACACUAAACCAAUACGAAGAGAUGAUGUUCUAGCUGCUAGAUGCAUUAUGAACAAUACCAAUGAUUAUCCAGUUAGGAUCGGCGCCACCAACAAGGAUGAAAUGUGCAACUUCUACUUAAUGUACUGGGUGGAGAAUGACACUCCCUUGGAGAAGAAAUACUGUUUCUCUGCGGGGCCUCCGUAUUACUAUUGGACCAGAGCUCGUGAGAACUUGAACAAUAUCCCUGUCAGCUCACUAUAG
Molecule: messenger RNA, 1005 nt
Organism: Arctia plantaginis
Lineage: Eukaryota; Metazoa; Arthropoda; Insecta; Lepidoptera; Erebidae
Source: the annotation of a GenBank genome assembly